ACUUUGACUUGACUAUUGAAUUAGACCUUUUUGUCAUUGAGUUCUCUCCCAACACAUAAAACCGCGUCUUCUUCCAUUCACACUUCUUCAUUCCUUUCCCUUUCUCUCUCCUCAGUCAACAAUGGGGAACUGUAAUGGCUUACCUUCCACUCUGUCUCACUCCCGUCUCCGCUCCAUUGACACUACCAACAACGAUACUCUCUCCUCCACGUUAUCGCCGCCUCCGCCAUUACAGCAACCUCAACCUCAAUCUCCACAACCUGCAUCACCACUACCUCCACCGUCAAAUUCCAAACUCGGCCGUGUCCUAGCUCGCCCUAUCGAGGAUGUUCGUGCAACAUACACUUUCGGCCGCGAACUAGGUCGCGGACAAUUCGGAGUAACCUAUUUAGUUACUCAUAAACAAUCUGAGCAACACUUUGCUUGUAAAGCAAUUGCCACUCGUAAUCUGCUUAAUCAAGAUGAUAUUGAUGAUGUUCGUCGUGAAGUUCAAAUUAUGCAUCAUCUUACUGGUCAUAGAAACAUUGUUGAACUUAAAGGUGCGUUUGAAGAUCGGCAUUAUGUUAAUUUGGUUAUGGAAUUGUGUGCUGGUGGAGAGCUUUUUGAUCGGAUUAUUGCUAAAGGACAUUAUUCUGAACGUGAAGCGGCUAAAUUGUUUAGGCAGAUUGUUACUGUUGUGUAUAAUUGUCAUUCUAUGGGAGUUAUGCAUAGAGAUCUUAAGCCGGAGAAUUUCUUGUUUUUGAGCUCACAUGAAGAUUCGCCAUUGAAAGCUACGGAUUUUGGUCUAUCUGUCUUCUUUAAGCCUGGAGAAGUCUUCAGAGACCUUGUGGGAAGUGCAUAUUAUGUAGCUCCUGAGGUUUUACGUCGUAGUUAUGGUGCUGAAGCUGAUGUUUGGAGUGCUGGAGUGAUAUUAUACAUCCUCCUUAGCGGAGUUCCGCCGUUUUGGGGAGAGAAUGAGCAGGGAAUUUUUGAUUCUAUUCUGCGUGGCAAUCUUGAUUUCAAUUCAGAUCCAUGGUUCUCAAUAUCUAGCAGUGCCAAAGACCUAGUGACAAAGAUGUUGCGCCAGGAUCCUAAGGAAAGACUUUCCGCUCUUGAUGCUUUAAAUCAUCCUUGGAUGAGAGAGGAUGGAGAAGCUUCUGACAAGCCAAUUGAUAUUGCUGUUUUGACUAGAAUGAAGCAGUUUAGGGCAAUGAACAAACUAAAAAAAGUAGCACUAAGGGUGAUUGCCGAGAACCUUUCUGAAGAAAAAAUAAUUGGUUUAAAGGAAAUGUUUAAAUCUAUGGAUACCGACAAUAGUGGAACUAUCACCUAUGAAGAGUUAAAGACCGGUCUUCCAAAGCUGGGAACUAGACUUUCUGAGAAAGAAGUCAAGCAGUUAAUGGAGGCGGCUGACGUCGAUGGUAAUGGAACCAUAGAUUACAUGGAAUUCAUCACAGCUACAAUGCAUAUGAAUAGGAUGGAGGAAGAGGACCAUAUAUACAAAGCCUUUGAAUAUUUUGAUGUGGAUAAAAGCGGGUACAUUACCAUGGAGGAAUUGGCGCAAGCCUUGAAGAAAUAUAAUAUGGGUGAUGCAAAAACAAUACGGGAGAUAAUUGCAGAAGUUGAUACUGACAAUGAUGGUAAAAUCAAUUAUGAUGAAUUUGUAGCGAUGAUGAAGAAAGGCAACCCUGAUAUGGUUACCAACAGACGGAAGAGAUGAUUUGACAGAUCUGUUGCGAUCAUACUGCUAUGGUCUCUUUUGAAGCUUUUUCGACGCCAAUCCUUGACCAAUCAGAGAUUCUAUCAAUAUCAACAUCUAUGAUGCCUGGUAAAGAGAGUGGAAGCAGAUUGUCAAUCCACAUACGCAGCCAAUACAGUCUAAUAUAUCGUGUAAGAGCCUGUACAAAUUCUCCUAUUUUCAGUACCCUCUGCUGUAAUUUUGUUGUGUCAUGUGCUAUAAUUUUCUGUAAUUAAAAGAUAAUCAAUUGGGGCCUGUUUAGUAUAUUAACGGUUGAAUAAUUAAUUUUUAAGGAUUGUAUUGUAACGUUUAGAUAUUGCAAGUUUGUAACUGAGGGCAGGCAUCUGGUAGUGCAUAUGAAUACAUUAUUUAUAGAUACAUAUGAACACAUAUAUUUAUACACAACAAUCUUUUAUGAUAAA
Amaranthus tricolor (Joseph's coat) is the source of this 2139-nucleotide messenger RNA. Its product is annotated as calcium-dependent protein kinase 1-like. The record is from RefSeq and is a predicted model, not a curated record. Gene Ontology annotation, cellular component: cytoplasm; nucleus. The coding region runs from base 122 to 1699 and encodes 525 amino acids. The transcript has 8 exons. Gene Ontology annotation, molecular function: calmodulin binding; ATP binding; calcium/calmodulin-dependent protein kinase activity. Gene Ontology annotation, biological process: protein autophosphorylation; intracellular signal transduction; peptidyl-serine phosphorylation. NCBI's taxonomy places the organism in Eukaryota, Viridiplantae, Streptophyta, Magnoliopsida, Caryophyllales, Amaranthaceae.